Exaiptasia diaphana is the source of this 3346-nucleotide messenger RNA. Its product is annotated as keratin-associated protein 10-6-like. The transcript is spliced from 2 exons. NCBI's taxonomy places the organism in Eukaryota, Metazoa, Cnidaria, Anthozoa, Actiniaria, Aiptasiidae. The record is from RefSeq and is a predicted model, not a curated record. The coding region runs from base 621 to 2144 and encodes 507 amino acids.
ACGCUCUGGAUCCAAACACUGGCAUUCUCAUUACAUCGACUGUCCCAAAGCUUGAGCUGCUCUAAAGGUCAACGUUUUCUUCCGGCCGUCAAUUACCAAACACUUACUUAAUUAAACGCACAUAGCGUUUGAACUGUGACACUUGUGACAAACACAACUCAGCAGGGAAGGGGUAUGAUAAUUUUGGUGCAUAUAGAUCAUUUAAUUAUUUUUGAUCAGAAUUCAGUGAUUGUAGAAAGCUCUAUUAUAGACAUGGAAUAUAUUAUGUUACAAUGACUCAAACAUUACCGGAAUUCCAAGGAUCCCUUGAAAAUAUACACACUUAAAUGCAGGUAGAUSUUUUUCAGCUCUGUAUCCCCACCCUAGUUAAUUAUCUUUGWUAUUUGUACACUGUUUUGAUUUASCUUGAUUUGUAGGGUAACUCACUUUGUAUUCUCGUUUGUCCGGCGCGUUUAUCAGCGAGAGUUAGAGAGGUUUUGGUCGUGWAAACUACUUACUUCUGGUGAGCUCAAAUUGGCCUCCUUUAGAAUUUUGAGUGCAUCAUUCAACGUUGGUAUAUUAUACGAGCUCCAUAAGAGGAGCUUCAURUUGAGAUCAAUUUACAGUGGACCGAAACGAAGAUGAAAGCAAUAUAUCCAGUKCUAAUUUUGGUACUUGCACCGAAAAUUAUCACAUCGUCCAAMACAGUUAAACACUGCACUGCUCAUAGAGCUCGAGCCUGCCGCCAACACUUUAUUUAUGGAAGUCUGAACAUCCAUUGCAACGUAACCAAAAACUGUGACCAAAAAUGCGUACGUGCAGGUUGUAAAAUGAGUUGUAUUUCACCGGCAUCAUGCAAGCAAAAAUGCAUAACCAGUGGAUGCAAGAGCAUGAUAUGCAGUGCUAACAAGUGCACGCAGAUCUGCUCUAGCAGUCGAUGCACUAUGAAUUGCAAUGGAGAUAAAUGCAAGCAGACAUGCGUAGGAGGCUCGUGUAAUAUGACAUGCCCAGCAACUGCUAAAAGAUGCAUUCAAACUUGCAAUGGAGGUGGCUGCUUUAUGCAGUGUCCAAGAAGUGUUUCMUAUUGUGAGCAYUCUUGCAAUAAAGGAACAUGCCUUAUGCUCUGUUCAGGAAGGAAUUGCAWGAGGACAUGCUCCACUGAAGCAGAUUGUAGAUACCUCGACGAUGCUGCUUUGYUACCAAGCAAAMCCAUUAGUUACAAAAAAAUCSGCAAAUGCAGCAGUGUUAGCUUCAAUAUAUGCUACCAAAAGUGUCCAGCAAACAGAUGCGAUUUGGUGUUCACUGGUAGGCGUGMUUCAAGCCUCGGUAGCAGUCAAUCUUGCAUCGGAGGAAAUUGCCUGUUUCACUGCAGUAGUAAGAGAGGUAGAUGUUGGCAAAGCUGCACUGGUGGACGUUGCAUMGAGAUGACAUGCAAUUCCAGYAUGUGRAUUCAGACAUGCGGUGGSGGRGGCUGRAACAUGAAAUGCAAUUCUUUGAAGUGCAAUCAAGUUUGUAUAGGAGGUGGAUGCAAGAUGGAAUGCGGAAGCAAAGUGAGAAAGUGUUAUCAAUCUUGCCAAGGUGGUAAGUGCUCACUAAGGUGCAAUGCUAAGAGAUGCUUCAAACUGUGCUCAAGUGGUACGUGUAGAUAUCUUCCACCGUCAACUCAAUCUUCCAAGCCAAAAGAAUGCAAAAGUUUAAAGCACAAAACCUGUGGACAGGAAUGUUCAAAGAAAAGAUGUUCCUUGAGCUGUAAAAACACCAGGACUUAUGGCUCCUGUGACCAAGCGUGCCUUCAUGGAAAAUGCCGCUUAAAGUGCAAUGCUCGCGACUCCUGCAAACAGACAUGCCGGUCAGGAAAAUGCCUUGRCAUGACAUGUAAAUCAAYAAAGUGUAAUCAAKAAUGUCCAGGAAACCGAUGCAGCAUGGCUUGRACUUCUGAUAAUUGCCAACAACAGUGCAAAGGUCGGGGCUGUAACAUGAACUGUGCUUAUGGAACGAAAAAUUGCCAUCAGGUCUGUGACGGAGGUGGRUGUUUAAUCAACUGCUACGGAGAGAAGUGUACGUAUUCAUGUAAAGGAGGAUCUUGUGUGACUAGAGUAYUCSAAGCAGCUGAAAACAAGAACUCUUCCGAGAAGGUUUACUUCUUAUCUCUUCUAGGGAAAUGACCCUCUGAAUGAAUUCAUCUGUAACACUWAUCUCCAGACCUCUUGGGAGUCAGUAGAAUUCUUUGCUGUAUCUAAAUUGAUUAAGUCAAUAAUUCCAAGAAACGCACAUUUGACGCGACUUUAGACAACAAUGAAGUCUUUUACAUGAAAAUUUUGAAUUUUCCAAAGAAUAAAAUACAGUACAUUAGGAUUUUGAAGCAAGAUAUUCAAUACACCUUUUCAGUUGCUCUUAGGCCUCGACAACAUGGAAAAUAUUCUUUUGAAUUUGUAGGAAUGUGAGCAAUGCACACUGAAAAGGUGUAUAUCCUGAAGAUAAGUUUUAUUUUUAUUUUUUGUAUUAAAAUACAUCAAAUAGAGUUUUCUUUUAACUGGACAGUUUUUUGAGGAACAAAUUCCAUAUAGGGAUGUAUAUAUAUACAGAGCUCAAAUGUGCAUCGAGUUAUAAUAACCAUAAUACCUUAUAAUACCUUUAUUUCCCUUCUAAUUAUUGUUACAAUACUCCAUUUUCGAAUUCAUAUCGAAAGACCGCUGCUUUAUUUGACAACAGAUUCUCUUGCGCAAAGACCUGACCGAACACAAAAGAAAGCACGAGAAAAUGUCGUUAUUGCAAUAGCCUUGAAAAUUUGCAUUUUCCCCGAGUUGAGAUUAACUCUGUGUUCACAUAGGAAUAAGGCACGGACCUUCUGGGAAUACCGGGUUAGCCUCAACUCGGGGAAAAUGUAAUUUGUUAGCGCAAUUGUACUAACAACAUUUUCUCGUGCUUUCUUCUGUGUUUAGUAAGUUCUUUGCGUAAGAGAAUCUUGUGUCAAAUAAAACAGCGGUUAUUCGCGUUGAAUUCGAAAAUGGAGUAUUGUUUGUUAYAUGUUGUAGAAGAACUCAUUAUAGUGUAUACAGUUUUAUGUACAAACGCGUGGUUAUUCAUAAAUAUCGUCUAUAAUUACCAAAAAGGUAAUUUCAGGUUUAUGCUAGAGGAAGAUCUUGGCUUCAUGCAUGGUUACGAGUUUAGGGAAAUGUAGGGUUAGACAAUGUAUAGCGCUGGGRUCGAAUCUUCAUGCAUGCCGUACGUUAAAGUUUAUUCUCUGUUUUAUUAAUUUCCAAGUUCUUCUGUACAUGAUGUACAUGAGAGCGUUACAUGUGUGCAUCAAAGCGGUGUAUAUUUGCAGCCAUAUAUGGAAGUCGAACAAAUAACAUUUUUCGCGGGA